UACACGCGGUCCUGUUGAAGACUACUGUUUCUACAAUGGUGAGCACACCCGAGCCCAGUCAUGUUCUUACCGCGAUCGAUUCGGCAUUGGUGCAACGUGUCCAACCGGUAAACGCCACUCGGAACGGAUCUACAGCAGACCUUCCCGCGGUCGGACGACCUGGUUCUUGUGGUGGUACAUUUCAUGUGAUGCCGGCCGAUGUCCGUACCCCUCCGUUACUGUAUUCGCCUUCCUUGCCAACCUCUAACCCAGUUCGGAAUUCCAAUGAAAAUAACGCACACCCCAAUUUUAGACGAUUUAAUAGAGCUAUUUGUAAUCAAAAAAGAUAUUCUGUUGCCGAUCUUAUGGAUCAGUUGCUAGUGGAUAUUUAUAAAAUGGGUCACUACAGAAGCAUCGAGUCCGAAUCUUCAAACGAACAGACUAACUGGAGUAAUCAAAGUGAUCAGUUUUCUUUUACGAGUACUAGCGCCAAAAGGCUUCAACGAAAAAGCGUGGAGGAAUUAGUCACAGCUAUCGAGUUGCUUAAGGACCAAUUGACUAUGUGUUGUGAUUCACUUGUCAAAGCAUUAAAACGAAGGGAUGUACUGAUAGUCCGUCGAGAUGCCAAAUGCAACAUGAUUACAGCUAUGUUACAUGCUUACUCAAUGAAACGCAGUGAAGAUACAAAAAUGCGAUUCAAUGUAAAGCCUGGUCCUGGAGACAGCGAUUUUGAACAGUGGCAAAGUGCCAUGAAAAUGGUAGCCAGACUUCCAGACGGUGUACCUCAAGAAUUUCGCAACACUUUAUGGUUGACGUUAGCAGAAAAAUAUUUAGCGUCAAGAGACGUGGAGUGGCCAAAAGUCGAAAGAUUUUGUUUUAAUGAUACUACAAAUCCAGAUGACGAAGAGUUAGGCGUACAAAUAGUAAAAGACUUACAUCGCACUGGUUGCAGUUUAUUUUGUGGUUCUUCCGGAUUAGAAAAUCAAGGUCUUCUUAAAAAAGUGUUACUGGGUUAUGCACGGUGGAACAAAGCUGUAGGAUACUGCCAGGGGUUCAAUAUGCUGGCUGCGCUUAUAUUACAAGUUAUGGAGAAAAAUGAAUCUGAUGCUCUUAAGGUGAUGAUAUAUUUAAUCGAAGGCGUACUUCCAGAAGGUUAUUUUGCUAAUAAUCUCAGGGGAUUAUCUAUAGAUAUGGCAGUAUUUAGAGAUAUACUGCGAGUGAGACUUCAAAAUUUAUCCAAACAUUUAGAUAAAUUGCAAAAUGAAUCAAAGGACUUAGGAAAUAGCUAUGAACCACCUUUGACUAAUGUUUUUACUAUGCAAUGGUUUCUAACAUUGUUUUGUAACUGUCUUCCCCAACGUACUGUGCUCCGCGUCUGGGAUUUGAUUUUUCUUGAAGGAAGUACAGUGUUGUUGAAAACUGCAUUAGCUAUGUGGGAAGCCCUUUCUGAUCGUAUAAUGACUGUGUCUAGUGCGGAUGAGUUUUAUAGUAUAAUGGCUGUACUUACCCGAGAAAUGCUCGAAUUUGGCUUAAUGGACGCUAAUAAUUUAAUUAAUACAAUAAGCACAAUGAAUGAGUUAGUCGAAGUUAAAGAACUUCGAGAAAGAUACAUGUAUAACAUAAACCCUUGGGUCAGUCAUAUGGCAAAACGAGGACUACGGUUAUUCUACGCGGAUUCAGACAUUGAUGAUACUGAUAGUGAUGAUGAUGUUGACAGCAGAUCAGGUUCUUAUGGUUUAAGAUACGAUAGAAGGGAAAGUAACCAGAGAAAAGAUAGUAAAACCAAUCGAACUAUAAGACGGCAAGCUCCUAGCUUAGAAUCAGAAAGGGAAAAAGUGGCUUUGGAUAUAUCAUCAUUAAAAAAACAAUACACUAAACUCAAAGAACGACAGAAACAGGUUCAAGUUAUACUAACAGCCGCAUGUAACGGACAAAAUAUAAUUAGCACUGCCAACUCUUCAGCAAUGAAUCAUUUAUUAUUUGGUAAAACGGCUUUACGUUGCACGUCAGUAGGACCUAUACCAGGUUCAAUACCGCUGAGGUAUGUUCAACAGCCAGAAACAAAAAAAGAGACAAAACACAGAAAACGACCUAGUUAUUCUUCGUCGUCUUCGUCCACGUCGACUGAACUAUGUGACGACCCGGCAUUAGAAACUGAACCAUCAGACAGUAGUGACUGUGAUAUAAAAUGUGAUGAAAACAUUGAAAGUAAUGAUCUUUGUCGUGAUAAAAUAAAAGCUGACUGCGACGUUAGUCUAUCAGAAGUGCUUCGAGCAAAUUCGGAAAUAUUAAAUAGGAUAUGUAAAGGAGUCGUAGAACAACCACCAGAAUCAAUUAAUAGUUCGUUAGAGGAUCGACUUCCAGAUUUAAUAAGUGAUAUUGAAGUGUUGGAAGAGACGCUUGAGGAACCUACAGUGGUCCUCGAAGAAGUUACCAAGGUAAAAAAUAAUACUGUAAAAUCGGAAACAACAGAUAACAACAACCCAACUCAACCUAAUCCGGUAGAAAUCGUCCAAAAUGAUGAAAAGUUAACAUUGGAAAGGUCCGAGAGCAUAGUGGAUGAAGUAGUAUUUAAUAACAAUAAUAUGUCAACAAUAGAAAACUCAGAUAAUGAUAUAUUAAGAAUUAAAGAAGAUGUUGAAUUAGAAAUAUUAAAAAUACCUGAAGAAACUACAAAGACAAUUGAUUCUGAUGAAUCUAAAUUUUCAUGGAAUGGUGAAAAUAAUAGUGUAAUAAAAGAAAAUGACGAAGGAUGUAAUAUCCCAGUUAGUACAUUUCCUUCAAAAAUAAGACUUCCAAAACAAUUAAGUAUUGAACUAGGUCUUUAUCCUGAUGACACGUCAAAUUAACAACUUCCAAUACAACAAUCACUACAAAUUGAAUAAUGCACAUCUUUAAAAUAAUUAUUUAACCAAAAGUUGUUUUUGUUUGAUAAAUUAUUAAGAUCGACUGUUUACGAAACAAUCAUAAUUGAAUUUCUUAAGUUGAUUGAGUAUUUAAAACCUAUAUGUGAUAUUUUUUACUGUACAAAUUUUCCAAAACUACAACUUAAUAUUAUAAUAAUUUUUAUAACAUUUCAUAGAAAUGGUUGUACAUGUAAGUCAAUAAUAACUAUUUCAAGAAUUUUCAUAUAUUGUAUACAUUUUUAAUUAAGGAGCUUAAAUAUUUCAU
Messenger RNA from Daktulosphaira vitifoliae (grape phylloxera), 3150 nucleotides. Its product is annotated as TBC1 domain family member 30-like. The coding region runs from base 36 to 2828 and encodes 930 amino acids. Gene Ontology annotation, cellular component: endoplasmic reticulum. The record is from RefSeq and is a predicted model, not a curated record. Lineage: Eukaryota; Metazoa; Arthropoda; Insecta; Hemiptera; Phylloxeridae. The transcript has 13 exons.